Molecule: messenger RNA, 1978 nt
Organism: Gadus morhua (Atlantic cod)
Lineage: Eukaryota; Metazoa; Chordata; Actinopteri; Gadiformes; Gadidae
Gene: cipca
Product: CLOCK-interacting pacemaker a
Exons: 4
Coding region: 285-1343 (352 amino acids)
Biological process (GO): negative regulation of DNA-templated transcription; negative regulation of circadian rhythm
Cellular component (GO): nucleus
Source: RefSeq, a predicted model, not a curated record
CACUUUAACGCGCCAUCGACGCGGCGUAGACGCGUCUACGCAUCGCCGCCCCCUUCCGUGCAGAGGCCUGGCUGACAGGACCGUAAACACGCUCCUCUGACACUGUCAGCGACGGCGUCCACCCAUCUGAUCAUCGGAUCCACAACAAGGAAUACAUUCAAAUAUCGAUAUUCAACCGAUCGCACCACUAUGGUUGUGUGAUAAACGAACCACCACACCGACUGUGCAGCAGCAGUGAACCCUGGCGCCGAGUUCCGUAGACGGCAGAGAACGAGUCGGAACACAUGAGCCACUUAGGUAAGCCAGGGGGAUCCAGGAGACAAAGAAUCACCAUGGCGACCCAUACAGGUGUAUCCAAGGCCGGAUCCGAGAGGGAUUCUGGCUGUUCAGACGCCAGCUCCGGCUACCUCAGUGCCGUGGACCUGACUGACUUAGAGGAGAGCGGGAGGACCGCGUCCGCUGUUGGCCUGGACCACACAGCCGUGGUGGGUCGCUCUUACCCGGGAAUCAACCCCAUGAUCAUCAUGAACAACUUUGUCCUGAAGCAGUCCAACUCCGUCCCCCCGCCAGAGAAGCAGUGGAGCUUCCCCUCGCCCGUGGAGGUGGUGCCUCCAUCCAGUGUGGUGCUCCUCCAGCCGAUGGUGUCCAACUGCAGCGUCGCUCCCGCGAAGACCACCCCCGAAAAUAGCACCCAACCGAAAGACUACCUGCCGAUCCUCAAGUCCUACCCCAGAAUCGCGCCCCACCCUGGGGAGCGACCGUCGAAGCGCCAGGGAUCCGCCUCCCUGAGGACCGGCUCCGCCCCGGGACACGGCAAACACCGGCGGCGCCCGCACCACAGCAUCCGGCCCUACAGCUCGCCCAGCGCCACGCCCAUACGCCGGGCGCCGGUCAAGGCCCUCCCCCGACCCGACUCCCCGGCCCCGGGCGCCGACGGCCCGCCUCCCCCCGACGAGAAGCUCCGCCCGCUGCUCGCCGCCGCGGUGGCCCCGUGCGACCCCCCCGACCUGGCGCCGGCGGGCGACGGCCUCCACGACGCCGUGCCCCAGGACGCGCUCUCCGACCACGGCAACAAGCUGAAGCGCUUCAGCAACACCUGUAACAUCCUCAGCAAGUCGGGCCUGCUGGGCAUCACCCUGCGCACCAAGCAGCUGAUGAGGGACAACCGCCGCACGCAGGGCCAGCUCCGGCUGCUCCAGGAGCACACCGACCUGCUCAUGGAGGCGCUCCGGACCGGAGACCCGUGCACCUGGACCCGGCUGCAGCUCGCCAUGCAGGACAAGGCCUCGCCGCAGUGUGAGGGGCCGCAGCUAGGGGGAGCCCUGCAGGGCAUCCCAGUGUGAGGUACAGGUAGAUGGAGGAAAGCGGCAGCAUAAAGCACAGAAUGAGUGGGGCUUUCUUGUAGGAGCCCUUGCUUGUUAGCAAUUUGCCCUUUCGCUGGUACGGAAUUGCACGUAUCGUAGGCGGUAGGGCUACUGGCCUCCCAGGUGAGCAAGCGGUGAAUGCAUGCCUUACCUUACCAUCAAGGAGGUAUGUAGGGCGACCCUGAAGGGUUUGAACAGGACUCCAGUAGAGAAGGUAUUUAUGGAGUACAGUCAAGUUUUGUUCAGCCGAACUUGUUUCAUACAGGUGAUGUUGUCUUUCUGUUUUGCUUAUUAUGAGAUACAUAGACUACUGAAGUCUUGGAACUGUAGAGGGCUGACUUACUGAAUAUUGUUUAUAUUGUUGAUGUUACUUUAUUUAUGAUUUUAUUUUUCAAUCUAUUGACGAGACUAAAGCUACAUGAAGAAUAUGACGUGAAACGCGUAGUGACGUAUGAAUUAGAUCUGGUUGAACAAUUUGCCUCUGUAGAGAUUAAAGCUUGACCGUGUGUGAUAUUAUGUAGUAGCUUGUGAUGCUAACCAUCAGAAGAGAAAUAGAAUUCAAAAUGUUACUUUUUUUAUUAAAAAAAUAAAAAGCGUUUUAGAAGGCAGGAAGA